This is a messenger RNA of Funneliformis geosporum, 282 nucleotides long. The record is from the annotation of a GenBank genome assembly. Lineage: Eukaryota; Fungi; Glomeromycota; Glomeromycetes; Glomerales; Glomeraceae.
AUGUUAAAGAAAAAUAAAAAAACUCCGGCUAAUUAUAAGAAUAAAGGACUAAUUAAAGAGGCAGUAGAAUUUCACUUACUACACGCUUCUAGUUUUACUUCUGCUCAUAAAGAAGGACACUUUCGCGGUAGAGCAGAAGCAGAACUGCUAAGAGAUGAUUUAACACGGGUUAAAAAUGUUCUGAGCAUUAAUAAUCCUCGAAUUCAAGACUUUGAAGCACAAAAGGUCAAAAAUGAAAGGAUUGUAGAGAAGUGUAAAGAGUUAUUAAAGGAGUUGGAGUAA